Molecule: messenger RNA, 429 nt
Organism: Gongylonema pulchrum
Lineage: Eukaryota; Metazoa; Nematoda; Chromadorea; Rhabditida; Gongylonematidae
Source: the annotation of a GenBank genome assembly
CCCUACACAUCCGACAUGUUUUCCGAAUCGCAGACGGAAUCCGAAGCAAUGGCUGAAGAAGUGCUGACCUUUGAAGAGGGGCCUGAACUUGCUGCGGAAGAAGAAGAGCUACAGCGUACACCAACCCCGAUCAUGGCACCGAAAUUCAUCACCAAAAUCAAGGAUACACGAGCAGCUCGUGGACACCAGGCUAUCUUCGAAUGCGUUGUUCCAGACACGAAAGGCGUUUGCUGCAAGUGGUUGAAAGAUGGACGUGAGAUAGAGCUAAUUGCAAGGAUUCGUGUGCAGACACGGACAAUUGAAGGUUUCGUGACCAGUGAGCUAAUCAUUGAUGACGUGAUUCCGGAAGAUGCCGGUAAAUACACAGUGGUGGUGGAGAAUGUUGCUGGCAAAGAUUCAUGCGAAGCAACACUCACUGUUAUAGGUUAG